This is a messenger RNA of Lucilia sericata (common green bottle fly), 5945 nucleotides long. RefSeq lists its product as uncharacterized. The transcript has a single exon. NCBI's taxonomy places the organism in Eukaryota, Metazoa, Arthropoda, Insecta, Diptera, Calliphoridae. The record is from RefSeq and is a predicted model, not a curated record. Gene Ontology annotation, cellular component: nucleus. Gene Ontology annotation, biological process: regulation of DNA-templated transcription. The coding region runs from base 262 to 4524 and encodes 1420 amino acids.
CCCUAAAAAAUACACCCAACUAAAAGAAGAAAAAAACGACAGGAAUCGUUUUGCUAAAAAAAGGGAAUUUUUCAUAAUACUCCGCCACAACGAACAAAAUGCUGAAUAUUGAACCAAACAAUAAUAGAUCACAAAAACUCAUGUUACAACUAAAUACUAAUACAGCUCAAUAUCUACAAAAGAAGAAAAAAUCACAAAACUUAAAACAACGAAUAUUUCUAGUCUUAAAAAAUACUGCUAACAGCAAACAACAGCAUAUUAAUGAAUAUUAAUCAGGAGAAGCAACAUCAUCAACAGCAUCAACAUCACCAACACCACCAGCAACAGUACACCAACGGAAUCCAGCAGCGACACACUAACGCUAGCAAUACAGCACAACAUUUAUCAUCGACACAAAACCCUACAACAGCCGCAAGUUUAACGUUACCACCACCCUUGCACACAUUGCCUGAGUUAGACUUGGAGUAUUUGAAAAAAGCACAUGCGCAUGCACAAGCAACUUUUGCCUACAGCUACGAACGUCAGCAACAACAACAGCUUCAGCAGCAACAACAAUUAGCCAGACGCACGAACUUGGAACACGAAUAUAUUGGCAAGUGUAGCAACGCCUACAAUAUACACAACUUACCCGUCGUUACCAAUAGCUCAGUUUCAUCUAUGGUAAUGUCACCAAGUAGGCGUCCAUCGCCACCUCGAGCUGCAGCACAUCCCAUGAAUAUGCAUCUUAGUGCUAUGGCUCAUGCACAAAUGCAGUUUCAAUUGCAACAAAAACUUUCAGCCGCGGCAGCAGCUGCUGGUAACACAGGUCAUGCAACACAUGCAGGUCUUGCGCCACCAGGCCAUUUAAGUAAUUAUUUUCGUAAUCCUGCCUCGCCUGCGGGAGGUAGCGGUGUCAGUUCGACUUCAUCUGGCAUGACAGGUUCACAUACAACGCUUAGUUCUAGUGCUUCCAAUAACUCAUCAUCCUCAUCCUCGAAUACCCAAACAUCACCCGCCUCGGCAGCUCAUAAUCCUUUAAGUCAUUUGCAGAAUAUGCAGCCGUUUGAUUUUCGUAAGAUAAAUUCUGCAGCCUUGGGUGCAUUUCCGGGUCUUCCACCACCAGCACGCCUAAGUCCCAGCGAAUUGGUUCAUCAACAACAUUUGCAACAGCAAGCCGCCCAACAAGCUGCUAUGUUGGCUCAAGCUAGGAGACGUAUAAAUGAGGCUACCACUCCCUCGGAGAAGAAUGCAGCUGUUGCCGCUGCCGCAGCAGCUGCUGCUCAAAGCAAUCAGUUCUUUAACGCUAUGGCUAUGUCGGGUCAUCCUUUGCCCUUUCAUUUGCCUCCUCCGCCGCCCAUGCCUCACUUACACCCACCUUCUCCCAGUUCCUCUGCUAAUAGCUCAACUGGCACAGGUUUGCCGGCAGGUUUGACCAGCAACCAAGUGGCUGCUAUAGCUGCUGCAGCCGCAGCUUCCGGUAAUCCUAUGCCCCACGGUCUUCUCUCAACACAUUUUCCCGGUUUAAACCCUUCACUAGGUAUGGGAAAACCUCUAAUACGUUCAAAAUCACCCGAAAUGGAUAAACCAAAAAGUUCCGAUAUAAAUCAUUUACGUGAAUCCUCCACCUCACGGCGCACACCGCCAGUCCGUAGUGUUUCACAAUCAUCACUAUCUACAUCCUCAGUCACGCAGUCAUCUUCCUCAGUUACAAACUCCUCGAGCAAUUACCAAAGUCAAAGAGAUCUUAGGGAAUCGACUAGUAGUCAAAGAAACUCCAUGCAACAUGAUUCUUCCUCUACGCACAGUCAAAGACUUUCACGAAUAUCUUCUACUUCUGGUCUAAGAUCCAGUCGAAAGACACAUUCGCCCGGUAAAAGACAAUGGGGUUCGCUGCCUGCCAAUUUAGGUACUCAGUUUAUAAAUCCCGUUACGGGCAAGAAGAGAGUGCAAUGUAAUGUUUGUCUGAAAACAUUUUGUGAUAAGGGAGCCUUGAAAAUACAUUUCUCUGCGGUACAUUUAAGAGAAAUGCAUAAAUGUACGGUUGAUGGCUGCAAUAUGAUGUUUAGUUCUAGGAGGUCACGUAACCGCCACAGUGCAAAUCCCAAUCCAAAAUUGCAUUCACCCCACCUACGACGGAAAAUAUCUCCCCACGAUGGUCGCAGUGCUCAACCACAUCCCCUAUUGCUGCAGCCACCCAAUGGCUUAAUGGCUGGUUUAAAUCCCUUCGGUAGUUUCCCUAUGUUAACACCACCUCCAGAUAUGAGACACCAUCCUAUGGGUUCUCUAGGAGAUCCCAAACAUAACUCGGAAUACAUGCAACGAGCUUACAUGGACAACGCCUUAAUGCAUCGUUAUGAGGGUAGACAAAUGUCUGGAGCAGAAGUAAUGGGUGAUGACGAGGAAGAUGAUGAUGGUAUGGAUGGUGGUAUUCAUAUAGGCGACAUUGAUGACGAUGAUGAUGACGACGAUGGUGAAGGCAUUGUGGUGGUAGGCGACGAGGGUGACAGUAUGCUAGAUAAAACAAAUUCCGAAGAUUUCAGUAUUGAAGACAAUGCCGCAGAGGAAACCACUUCCACCUUAGGAGAUAAUAGCCGAGAUCAUUUCGAUAGAUCUACAGAUACCAAAACUCCUGUUGAUUAUUAUAAAACCAAAGAGAAACCCUUAGACCCGCUUAGAAAAGAGGACAUGGAAGACGAUGGUCGUAGCACUGCAGAACGCCACAGUACUGAGAGUAAUGAUGACACUCUUAGUGUAACAGAUUCCUGUAGUUUGCGUGAGGAUUAUGAAAGUUCUUCCAAUGCUUUAUCUCUACAGAACUCUGCCAAUGGAAGUGGUUAUCCUAUGAGUUCAUCGAGUAAACGCAAACGUAAAAAUCAAAAUCCUGUACGUUGCGCUAUACAAUCAAAUGAAAACUCCUGUGAUAAUUCCAAUGAUUACGAUAUGGCAAAUGAUUUGUCGGUCAAGUGCAAAGCAAGAGAACAGGACUCAGUUAAAGAUGAGGCUAACGAGGAGACUAUGUCUUUGGAUUUAACGAAACGAACUAGAAAAUCUGAAGAGCAUACAAAUGAGGGAGCUAAAGUGCUGCCUUCACCGCCUUUAACACCUAGUACUGGAACUAGUGAAACAGCUAGACAUAGCUUAUUGGCUAGUACCCCAGUAAAAUUGGAGCCCCGAGAAUCAGAAGAAGAGCAAAAGCAUAUGGAAAGUCCAAGGCCAACUGGUUCACCACAUGCUGAAGAGCAACAGGAGCACUCUUUAGAUUUAUCCUCCACACAAAAGCAUGAUUUAAAAGAAGUUGCACAAUUCAAAGAAAACGGCUUAGCAACUGGUCUUUUAAUGCCCGUUAUCAAGGAAGAGCCCAAAGAAGAUUUAUGUUCAUCACCUACAACUAAUUUUAACAAUUCCCCCGAAGAACCCGAAGAAGAAAAUCGUUACUUAAGAAUCAAAAAGGAAUUAAUGGAAGAUAAUUUUAAAAUAAACAUAUCAGCAGAAGAUAACAAUAACCUGCCCGAAAAUCUAACCACCAAAACCUGCUCUCAAUCGGAGCAACCAAAAGCACUUUCAACAAUCACGGAGGAACAAAAUGGCACCGAGUGUAUAGUAGAGGAGGCAGAAGUUCCCAUCGAUAAAGACAAUCCUUUAAAAUGUACCGCUUGUGGGGAAGUUUUCCAAAAUCAUUUUCAUCUCAAGACCCACUAUCAAAAUGAACAUUUAAAAUUGCAUCAUAAAUGCAAUAUUGAUGGUUGCAAUGCCGCCUUUCCUUCAAAGAGAAGUCGUGAUAGACAUAGUUCGAAUUUGAAUUUACAUCGCAAGUUAUUGUCCACCAGCGACAAUCAUAAUUUGGAUCCCUUACCAGAGCCCAUGAGUUUGAAUAAUAACAAAAAUUUCCCUUCCUCACCGACCAGUAAUAUAUCAACUACAUUGCAAGCGGAGUUUUUGGCAAGAUUAUAUGCUGGUGCCCAUGGUUUACCACCCAUUAAUUUUGAGGCUCUUAAACAACAUUUUCCUACCACGCCCACCACACUACCAGGAUUUCCUGAUGCAGCAACAGCAGCCUUUAUGAGUGAUCCUAGAUUCUUAAUGCAACAUGGUGGUAAUCCUCUACUGUUUUCCGGCCUACCAGGACUGCCAGGUUUUCCACACCUAUCUCCCCACCUACUGGCUGCAUCCUCCUUUAACGGUCUUAAUCCCUUCUGCAGAAGACCUUCAUCAGAGUCACAUUCACCACAUUCGGUCACACCACCAGUCGCCACACCACGUUCUCCUCUCAUAGGUAAUCAAAAAUCUUCCACAAUGUUUUCAUCGAAUGAAUUAGAUUUAAGAAAUAAUUCUUCAUCUCCCGUAAGUGUAAAUGAAACAACCUCUCAACAUCAUCCCCAUCAUCACACACAACACACGCAUCAUCAGCCUCAACAUUUGUAUGGUGCUGGUGGUAAUGCAAUUGUUGGUAAUAGCAGUAGUUCCUCUCAACAUCAACUCCAUCAGCAACAGCAGCAACAACAACAUCAUCAUCAUCCAUCUCAUACUCCAGAUCGUAUAUCAUGACCCUCUUUGUCCGCAUCUCAUUAUCCACCCCAUAUGCAUUAUUCCGAAUUAAUGGCAUAUAGACAGUAAGUGAAAGAAUCAAAGAAUGAAAUAAGUAAAAAAGUUUAAAUUAUAGAUAUUUUAUCAUACAAGUAAGGUGCAAUAAAUAUAUAUUACACAGAAGUUUAAAAGAGUUAAUUCUUAGAUGAAAUCAACAAUUUCUUUACAGCUUAUUGGUUGUUAAUAGUUUAAAGGUGUAGUUUUGGUAUCAGUUUUGCUAUUUUCGUAAACUUUUCUAUGGAACUUUGAGAAAUUAGAGUCUGACUAUUAUGACACUUGUCAUCAAACAAUCGAAUCUUAUCGGAUGAUAUAAGUAAAUCGAAAUAUAUUAAAAUUUUUUAAAGGUGCUUCCUAUCUACUGAUUUAAGUCAAGCUUAGGAUCCUUUCUAUAGGCUAGCAUAUAUAGUAUUUCCUACAGUUCUGUCUAUAGUCUAGCCUGUAGUCCUAUUUACAAUCUAGCCUAUAUUCCCAUCGAUAAUCGCGUCUGAUAUCUUAUCUAUAGUCUAGCCUAUAGUCCUCUAUAUCGUCUUGCUUAUAGUACUGAGUAUAGUCAGCCAAUAGUAUUUUCUAUAGUUUAGCAUUUACUCCUGUUAACAGUCUAUAAUAAUUUUGUCUAUAGUCUAGAUGAUAGUGCUGUCUAUAGACCAGACGAUCCUGUCAAUAAUUCGGAAUAUAGUAUAACGUAUAGUCCAAAAAUAGGAUACAGUUUUGCAUAUAGCCUAUACAUAUUAUUGCCUAGAAUUUACUACAUUCUGUUUAUAGUCUAGAUUACAGUCCUAACUAUAGUUUCGCUUAUAGAUUUGUCUAUGGUCUAGCCUAUGUUACUGUCUAUAGUAUUUUCUAUUGUAUAGCCUAUAGUUCAGUCUAUAGUGAUUUAUAUAGUCUAGCCUGUGGUAUAGUCUAUAUUACUCUAAGUAGACUUGCCUACAGUAUUUUCUAUAGCCUAACCUAUAGUCAAGCAUUUAGUCCUGUUUAUAAUUCUAACUCAACACCUGUCUAUACACUUGUCUACAGUCUGGGCUACAAUCCUUUCAAUAUUCUGGCCAAUAGUUCUGUCUAUAGUACUGUUUAUAAACAAUAGUUUCAGCUAAAAUUUUUGAAAAUCUAACUAAAAAAACUUAUUGUUUUUGUUUAACUUUAAUCGACUUCUGUGUAAAAAAAUAAAUAUAAAUAAAAUAAUAUAAAUGAAAUAAAUCAGCUCACGUAAAUUCUAUUACAUCAAAAUAGUAUUAUAAAAAAUUUAAAAAUAACAAAAAAAAAAAAAAAUUAUGGAUAAAAUUCAUAAAAUUAUUAAAAAUUAAAAAAUAAUAAAAAAAAUAAAUAAAUCAUAUUCAUUAAAAAAAUGUUAGAAAAACACAAAAAAUACUCAAAAAAUAAUUAUU